This is a messenger RNA of Tripterygium wilfordii, 1712 nucleotides long. Its product is annotated as aspartate aminotransferase, mitochondrial. Gene Ontology annotation, biological process: biosynthetic process; amino acid metabolic process. Gene Ontology annotation, cellular component: mitochondrion. Lineage: Eukaryota; Viridiplantae; Streptophyta; Magnoliopsida; Celastrales; Celastraceae. The record is from RefSeq and is a predicted model, not a curated record. The transcript is spliced from 10 exons. The coding region runs from base 179 to 1453 and encodes 424 amino acids. Gene Ontology annotation, molecular function: pyridoxal phosphate binding; L-aspartate:2-oxoglutarate transaminase activity.
UUGAGCAAUUUCACGCAUUUCAAGGUUGCAGGCGGCUGAUUAAUCUCUAUCGCUUUUAUACAUUGAUAAAUCUCAGUGCCUUCGAAUUUAUUCGCUCCUCUCUCGCUCGCUUGAUCUUCUGCUUCUUGUUGCUCUCUUUCGCAGCGAUAAAGUGCUUCCUAGUAAGGAGAGAGCUACCAUGGCGUUUCGAAGUGCUCUAUCAGGCCAGAUCAUGAGGCGGAGCUCCCUGGUAGGAGAGCGAUCUAUGUCUUCGUGGUGGAGCAGCGUAGAGCCAGCUCCGAAGGAUCCGAUUCUCGGCGUUACAGAAGCUUUCCUGGCCGAUUCGAAUCCAAGCAAAGUCAAUGUUGGAGUUGGGGCUUAUCGCGAUGAUAAUGGGAAGCCUGUUGUUCUUGAAUGCGUCAGGGAAGCUGAGCGAAGGAUUGCUGGCAACUCAAAUAUGGAGUAUCUCCCCAUGGGAGGAAGCAUAAAGAUGGUGGAAGAAACUCUGAAGCUGGCCUAUGGAGAGAAUUCUGAAUUCAUCAAAGAUAAAAGGAUAGCAGCUGUGCAAUCUCUUUCUGGGACUGGUGCAUGCAGACUUUUUGCAGACUUCCAGAAGCGUUUCCUUCCUGAUUCCCAAAUCUACAUACCGGUCCCAACCUGGGCCAACCACCAUAACAUCUGGAGAGAUGCCCAGGUUCCUCAGAGGACAUUCCACUACUAUCACCCCGAAACUAAAGGGUUAGAUUUUGCAGCUCUGAUGGAUGAUAUAAAGAAUGCUCCAAAUGGCUCAUUCUUUCUACUUCAUGCCUGUGCUCAUAAUCCUACCGGAGUAGAUCCAUCAGAGGAUCAAUGGAGGGAGAUAUCUUAUCAAUUCAAGGUAAAGGGACAUUUUGCCUUCUUUGACAUGGCCUAUCAAGGUUUUGCCAGUGGUGAUCCGGAGAGAGAUGCAAAGUCCAUUAGAAUUUUUCUUGAGGAUGGUCAUUUGAUUGGCCUUGCACAGUCAUUUGCGAAAAAUAUGGGACUUUAUGGCCAGAGAGUCGGAUGCCUCAGUGUGCUUUGCGAGGAUGAAAAACAAGCCAUUGCUGUAAAAAGUCAGCUGCAGCAGCUUGCCAGGCCCAUGUAUAGCAACCCACCCGUCCAUGGUGCACUCAUAGUUUCAACCAUACUUGGAGAUCCAGACCUGAAGAAAUUGUGGCUCAAGGAAGUUAAGGUCAUGGCUGAUCGUAUUAUUGGGAUGCGAAAAGCUCUACGGGAAAACCUUGAAAAGUUGGGAUCGCCUUUAUCAUGGGAACACAUUACUAACCAGAUUGGCAUGUUCUGCUACAGUGGGAUGAACCCUGAGCAAGUAGACAAGCUUACAAAUGAAUAUCAUAUCUAUAUGACGCGAAAUGGUCGAAUCAGUAUGGCAGGUGUUACUACCGGCAAUGUUGGAUACUUGGCAAAUGCUAUACAUGAAGUCACCAAAUCUGCAUAACCUCCUGAUUUCCGUUAGGAGGCCACAGAUAUACUGAGAUACUUCAACGGAAUAUUUUUGUUUUCUUCCUGCCUGCCUCAAUAAGAGGGCGAUUACUUGCUCUUCACCAACCAUUGAAUAGUCCUAUUUAUUCAAUUUGUCCAGUUUGUUGGAAUAUUUCUUCUCAAGUAAAAAUAAUAAAUAAGUGACGGAUUACGUCAACAAGUUUGUUAAACUGUAAUCAAGGGCAAUAGAUGUUGAGUGUUACUUCAAUGUGCUA